Brassica rapa (field mustard) is the source of this 5210-nucleotide messenger RNA. RefSeq lists its product as uncharacterized. Lineage: Eukaryota; Viridiplantae; Streptophyta; Magnoliopsida; Brassicales; Brassicaceae. The record is from RefSeq and is a predicted model, not a curated record.
CUUCACAUGGCAUGCAUGUGUUGAGAUAUAAAGACGAAGGCAAAGAGGAGUAAGAAUUUGAAGGUCUAGAGAAAGAGAGAGAAGAGAGAGGAUCAAUGCUGAUAAAGAGAAUAGAGCUUUGUAUAGAAAUUGUGAAGAGAACAAUGGAUUGCAUGGUGGUGGUAGCUGAAGCCGCGAGAGACUUCUUUAGCCAAGCUCCUCAGGCUCCGCCGGCUCUCCUCCGCCAUGGCCCCUAUUAUCACUCAAUCUCCUUUCAGCCUUCCGCUUACAUGAUUGGCUAUCUUCCCUGAGAUUGUAGUUCUCUGUAAUAUUUUUGUAAAUAGCAAAUUAAUGUAAAUUACUUAUUUUCCAAGAUGUUUUUUUUUUGAUAAAGGAUUUAUCCAAGAUGUAUUUUUUUUCCCAAGAUGUAUUAUACGGACCUAAACCUGGUCGGUGGUGUUGCAGCAGCUUUAACACAAACCACAAAGCUACUUAUCCAAGUUAUCUUGUAUACUACGUUGUAAUUAAUCACGUCUUUUAUUUCACCUCAGUUUCCGAAUUGUUUUUGUAUGUGGGUUUAAUUUGCUUUGUGUUGUGGUUUUCCUCUUUGACUUUGUUUUCUGGUUUCUAAUAUUAGAAUUCGAUGUGGAACUAAAAAUAAACGUAAGAAUUAAAUGUAAAUAUUGAUAUGAAAUGGGAUGAUUAUCCAUCAUAUGCCAUUUCAUGAAACUACAUUGGCCUCUCCAAAGGAGUUAUCUUCAUCAUUAUAACACAUUUCUUUGGAUUUUGAAGUUGUGUGAUUCGUCUUCAUAUUUUUCAGUUGUAAAUAACUAUAAUCAAGACCCAGUUAAAAAAAUAGUUAUAAUCAAGAGAGUUAUAUAAACAUAUGCUAGUACAUAAAAAAUACAAUACAAGAAACUUAACAUAAAGUCUUGGAUUUUUUCUCUUUCUCUUAUUGCUUUAUUUAGAAUUCAUACAUAUUUUACUACCUCCAGUAUUUAUAAUACGUUGUCAGAGGGGAGAAAAUUACUGUAAAAUACAUGAAAGUGUUCAAAAGAAAUCACAUAAUAAUUUCGUUCAGAAAACAAAUUGAUAUAUAUAUAUAUAUAUGUAUAUACAUAUUUUAAUAUUAUAUUUUAAAAAUAUUACUUUUAAAAUUUAUUUCUGUUUUCGUAUACCACAUGAAUUGUUUCUAUAGAUUAACAUAUAAAUUCUGAAAAAUUACUUAUACUGAACAGUUCAAGUCAUUGGGAGGUAAGAUGAACUAUACCUCCAAAAUAAUAAACCUACCAAAAAAAAGAAAAGUCCAACAGAGCCAGUGCUAGAAUUACAUAUAUACUUUUAUAAUGUAAAAAAUAUAAAAGAAAAGACCAACAGAGCCGGAGCUCAUUCAUGUACUACAGACACCAAAUUUAAGGACGGACAGCCUUGCACGUAGUGCAAGAAAGCAAUCGUAUGUUGUUGUCCAUAUGGAUGCGGAGCUACUAGUUUGGUUUACAUAGUCUACAUGAUUCUGUUUAUUUUGCUAACAAAAAAAAAUAAAAAAAUAUACUUAGUACGCAUUUAACCUCAUGCCUUGCAUUCAUAAGUAGAAGCACUGUGAUAGGCGAUGUAGAAUAUACUCCAACAUUCGACAUGGCAGAGCUUUGGAACAGAUUGUAAAGAGCUGAUCACCAUGAAUAGAUUGUAAGGAGAAGCGCUUUUGCUACUGAGAAAGCGAACAGUCAGCGCGAAGGUUCAAGACUUUUCUGAGCGUUAGCGAAGCUAGAUUCUCAUAGCGAGGCGCGUAAGACCGAUUGCUCAUGCUAUUUGGGAUCCUCAUUUUGGUCAACCGGCUGUGGAAGCAUUUACUCGAGGAGGUGUUUUUGGCCCGGUGUAUAUAGCUUAUUCCGGUGUUUAUCAGUGGUGGUAUACAAUCGGUUUACGUACUAAUGAAGAUCUUUAUACUGGAGCUAUUUUUCUAUUAAAGCUUUGCAACGGAAUUAGAGAGGAUAGAGUCUCUGAAGAUAUGUUUCCCAGAUUUCAAGAUCACUCAUAUUCCACGAGCGCAAAAUCAGACUUCCGACUCUUUAGCUAGAGGACUGCGAUGUAUUUCCAUAGAGAACUUUGUUUUGUUGAUUAUUCUAUAACCAGACCACCUCAAGUUUGAGUAAUAAAAUAGCCGUUUGUUGCCAAAAAAAAAACCUCAUGCCCUGAGGUUGAACAACAAAUUUUGUGUGAUAUAAAGUCUAAUGAUGAUAGUUUGUGAGGAUCUUUGGUUACCUAAUGGGAUCGUUGAAAAUUACAUGUUCUAGUCGUAUUGAAAUAAUAUAUAUUCUUAUAAAUAUAAGUUAUACGUACAGUCUAUAUCUCGGUUUAGAACAUUUACAAGUUCAUAAUUUCAAAAUCUUCUAAUCAAUAAAAAAAUAUGAUAUAGUUUGGUAAUUGUAAACAAUGGUCCCAUACAUCAUAAUUAUAUUAAAGGCUUUAUGUAAAUUUUAUUUUAAAGGCUUAAUUUGCAUUCUAAUGAUGAUAGUUUGGUAAUUAUAUAGUUUUUUUGGUGAAAUGUUAAAAAUGUAUAUAAUAGUUUUCUUGACUAAAAGUGAAAUGCAACAAUAAAGAGGAUAAAAAGUCAUCGUACCAAUUUCUAUAAGAACUGGAUUAGACUAUAAGGUUGAACAGAUCCAAAUGCAAAUCCAGUCUGGCUUACCAUGAACCCACAUUAAAAAAUCAUUAUGCAAAUUGUCUAAAAUUUAGUAAAAACUGUGAACCAUAUCAAGUCAUUAUAUUUUUUAUUGUUUCCUUUCGCCUGCCUAUGCAAUUGAACAAAAUGAUCUAUGUUACCUUCUUGCUCAAUCAAUCACUAUUUUUAACCUACCUGCUCAACUUGGAUAGUUAUACUGAGCUGUAUGUCGUAAUGGGUUUAAUGUUGAGUGUUCCCAAGAUCUGCUCUUCCUUGCCCGGCCAGGUGCAAUAUGUGAUUGAGCUCUUGGUCGAUAGCACAUUACUCACAUUUUUAGGUUUUUAACUUUCAAAAUAUCUUUUUAAUAAAUGGUUUUUACCCAUGCUCUGUUAUUUGCAUAACAGGACAGGACGAAACAUUCUUCGCUGUCUUUACAUUUUUGAACAUGUAUUUAUAUAUUAGGCUUCGAUGGUGAAUCACUAGAUGAAUGCAAAAUUGAACAAAAUAAAAAAUAAAAUUUAAAUUGAAAAAAUAAAAAGAUAUGAUUUUUUGUUCAUUUUGUUCCUCAUCAAAAUUGCAGACGGAAACUUUUUUUCGCCUACCACUAGACUAUCCAUGUGUGGUGCACUUUUUAUCAAGCCAAACAAGUCUAAAUUUAUUAAGAACAUGUUAUUUGCCAUAAAUCUCCUCCUUGCAGGUUAAAAUUAUUUAGAUCCAUUAUCCAUCGUACCAAAAAGAAAUUGAGAUCCAAGAACAUCCAUCAUACUAGAAUUACAUGCAUCCGUAUUUGUUUUACUAAAACAUGCAUCAGUUUUUAGCAAGACGCUUUAAGUAGACAAGAGAAAAUUAAAACUUUUUAGGUCAUGAUUAAUCCCGGUUUCUUAACAAGUAUUUUUAGCUUUGGCUAAGAGAUGGUUCCUAGUUUUUAAUUAAGAAAAGCUAAGAACUGUUUCUUAAAUAAGAGAUAUAAGAGACGUCUGUUAGCCAAAAAAUGUAAAAACAAAAUGUCAAAUCAUGAGUUAAGAACCUCAAAUAAGAGACCGGGGUUAAUCAUACUCUUAUAUACAUCGGUUUCUAGCACAAGGCUUUUAAGUUCUGGGCAAAUCUCCCAUCGUUUUUUUUUCUUUCAAAAAAUGCUUUUUUGACCAAAAACCAAAGAAGAAAAUAAAUGAUUAAAACCUCUUUCAUUAAAUAAUAAAUUAUGUUAAUUAGAAAAAGAGAUAGAUAAUAAUUAUACUCAUAUUUUAUAGAUAUAUAAAUAUAAAAUUUAAAUUAAAAUAAAAUAAAGUAUUUUUAUUUUUAAAAAUAAACUUUAUUCAAUUUGAAUUUUUUCGACAUUUUCCAUUUUUUUGACAUUUUCAAUUUUUGAAUUUCUUUUUUGACAUUCGAAAUUCUUUUUGAAUUUUUUUUUUAUUAUUUUAAAUCUUACUAUAUAUAUAUAUAUUAUAUAUAUAUAUAUAUUUUAAUCAUAAACCUCCAAACUUUAUCCUCUCAAAUUUAAACCUUAAGUUUAUAUUAGUUAGUUCUAAAGAUAUAAUUGUCCUUUUCAAUUUAAUGAAAUUUAUUGGGGAAUUGCCACUAAUACCACUUUCCUAAUACCACUUUUCAACUUUACACUUUUCAAAUUUACCUUUAAAAUUUAUAAAAAAAAGCUCUCUAGGUGGGCUCUUUCGUGUGACGUUGUCAACCUCUUCGUUUCAACUAUAAUCAAGCCGAGGACUCUUGAUGUUUUUGUUGUCUCGUCUGAUGGUUUGAGGCUCACCAGAGCCGGGUCUAGCGCCAUCUCUCUUCCCUGUUCCAUCCUUUCCAUCAUCCAUGUCUCGCCUCCCCCACCCUCCACAGGUUUAAGCUCGGCUUAAAACGAUAUCUUGAAGAUCCAUGCCAUCAACCACCGCAAACAUACUUUCCCUCACAACAAGUUGUAAAUUUGGUGUCCGAUGUAGGUGGGAAUCCACUCCGGCAUCCAUCUUUGAACUAUGGGUUUAUAAAUCUGGCGUCCGAUGUAGGUGGGAAUCCACUCCGGCGUUCAGCUUUGAGUGAUUUGUUUGUGAAUCUGGUGUCCGAUGUAGGUGGGAAUCCACUCCGGCGUCCAGCUAUGAGCCAUCAAAAGCUAGUAAGGUCAUGUUGUCGGCGCACAACUUUCACUUCCUCAUCUAUUGUGGAGAGUACUUCAAUACCAUGUCUCCUUUCUAUGAAUGGAGAAAAUUUCUCGGAUUCUUUUUCGAGUUUUAGUUUCAGUUUAUUCACCGGUUUGUUACCUUGUGGAGCGGUCUGUACGGGGCCUGAAGGUGCAAUCGAGAUUACUCCGGUUUUUCUUGUUGGUGAAGACUGUCUCUCAACGUCACUUGUGACUAUCUCUCAGCUGUCCGACUUUGUCGUGGAAGCUUUAUCGACGCAUUCAAACCUGGUGUUGAAUCUGCUGUCAACUUCAUAUGAAGAUUUAUCAUGCUUGUUUCUUUUGGCUAUUGUAGUUUACAAAUUGUUUUCAAGAGGAUGUUUAAUUCCCUCAUGGCUAUGUAGUCCUUGAAUUUGAAGUUAAUGGAAGUUUGUGUUUCAAAAAAAAAAAAAA